GUCGGUUGCCUACUUACAGGGGUUUUGUGGCUCAUAUUGCCUACCUUUCAGGCGGCUCACAAGACACGAUUGGGGGAGGGGAUGGCCCCCUGGCCACCCCCCUAAUCCCCGCCUGAAGACACUUUAGACAAAUACAUAGAUGGGGAAACGCUUUGCUGCUUCGAUAGUUUGUGUGUUUUAACACGUUCCUUGUGGCUAAUGUUUGGCCUCUAUGAUUUAACAUGGGAGCGUGACCACAUAGUGGUCAUGUCGCAGGGAACGUGUUAACUGGAUCAGACUGCUUUGCGUUUUCACUGGCUAUCAAAUGUUUCAACUAGAGCCCUACCGACUGUCUAGAAUACCAGAUAAACAUGGGGAGUUACAAAAGAGCAGGUAUCCCACCUAGUAGCGUAGUAUGAACAUUCUUUUUUAAUUUCUGCGCCGUAAAGCACUUAGUCAAGUAUGUAGCUCUGCAGUGAACCAGGGCGCAUUUCCGCGUGACCUACGGUGCAACACUCACUCUAAUGAAAUUUGCCGGUGACCUAGUGUGGGUGUUCCUGACGCAGGGCCCCCCACACAGGCCAACACUUAACUAAUCGACUUUCGACCUCGACCACAUUGCAACGCGAGGUGAGCCCUUUGCGCCCGGCACCUCCCCCUAGUCAUGCUGGCCGCGCCCGCCGUGGCGCUCCCCCGGGGCUGCCCGGGCCCCUCGGGGUGGCUGCUCCACUGGACGCGGCAGUGGCGCGCGCUGCUCGCGCUGCUCUCCCUGAUCGGGAUGAACUGCACCAGCGGCUGGCCCCCGCGGCCCUCGCGGCGCGUCCGGUGCUACGGGGGACUGGUGCUGGUGGUCAGGACCGCGCACUGCGUCGUCGUCAUCUUGAGCAUGAAAGACAGUUACGACAGGAACAAGGACAACUACGCCAUGCUUCUGUGCCUCUGCGAGAUCGCCUUGAAAUGCGUCGUGACGGCUGCUGCGCAGUUUGUGAUGCUCAUACACUGCAAAAACGUGUGCCGGCUCACCGAGUGCGUACUGCUGUACUCCCGAUCCGGGUCGCCCACCUCGGACUGCGGCGCCAUGGUCUUCGUCGGCCCGGCGUACGCCUCCGGCCUCGGGAUGGUGCUGGGCUUGGCCGUGUACCUGAUUGCCAGCAACGCCGACGAAUCGUUGACGGAGGUGUCCUACGUCCUGGGGGAGCUGACGUCGGCCGUGCCGCUGCUCGUGUUCUGGAUCAUGCAGCUCCUGCUCACCUCCCUGAGCGUCGGCUUCGCCAGGGACGCGAGACGACACGUCGGCGGGUGGGUAUCGGAGGAGAAGGCGCGUACGGCGAUCAGACCCCCGGUUCUGCUGCCUGUCGUCUCGCUCCGGGGCCUGCGGGUGCGGCAGCAGUUCCUGCACGACAUGGUGCUGCAGCACAACUCGGCGUUCGGCUGGUGCUUCCUCUGCUGCCUUGCGCACGGCUUCAUGGAGGCCGUUAUAUGCCUGUACCUUGGCGUCUCGUAUUUUCGACGGAGUUUGGAUAAUGUUGAAGUAGUUAAGCCGCGGCUGCUCUUCAACCCCUGGUUUUUCACGUGGGGCAUCCUUCAGGUCACGAUGUUCUCCGGCAUGUGCGUCUUGGGUCAGCUGUUGAGCGACAUACACGGACGCAUUUUUUGCGACAUACAGACCGCCAGGGUAUCAAACUCGCGGUUCUGCCGUGCAACAAAGAUGGAGCUUCAGAGCUUCGCUCAGCAAAUACAGAGGCAGGACAACCGUCCUGGUAUGUUUGGCCUGCUCUACUACGACUUGACAACCAUGAAAACGGGCUUUGCAACACUGGUGACAUACAUUAUCGUCCUCUGCCAGUUCGAGCCCUAGGGGAAAACAUAGGCUAGCUAGCAAGAGACGAACUAAUGCAUUUAGUACGUACCGGCUGUGGCUCCCUGAACAACCGUCAUCCAGAUAAAAACAGUAUGUCCCCACUAUGGUCGUUUCAGGAGACAGCGCUAGCGCCUGAUACGCGCGGGGUAGGCAAACCCGCCGAGCAGCUGUGUGAAGACGGCGGCAUGCUAGCCACUAGCC
This is a messenger RNA of Frankliniella occidentalis (western flower thrips), 2041 nucleotides long. RefSeq lists its product as uncharacterized. Gene Ontology annotation, biological process: sensory perception of taste. The transcript has 5 exons. Lineage: Eukaryota; Metazoa; Arthropoda; Insecta; Thysanoptera; Thripidae. Gene Ontology annotation, cellular component: membrane. The coding region runs from base 644 to 1837 and encodes 397 amino acids. The record is from RefSeq and is a predicted model, not a curated record.